AUGAUGUUUCGUGUGGGGAGAGCAGCUCCUACGUUGGGCGAGAUUACACAGCCGAAUUUACGACUGACCAGAUAUUUUGAAACUAGAGCUGUCAUGGUAGAUUGGGUGCGAAGAGUUGGUAAGGAAAAUGGUUUUGUGAUUGUUAUAAGUAAAUCUGCUAGUAUAAAGGGCAACAAGAUGCCGAAAUGCAUUUUUAUUUGUGAAAGGGGAGGAUUGUACAGACCGCCACCGGAAGGGCAUUCAAUGCAAAGGAUUACUGGAACUAAAAAAUGUGAUUGCCCGUUUAAGCUGCGAGGUGUACCACAACCUCCAGACGGUGUCAUGUGGAGUUUGAAGGUUGUUAAAGGUUUUCAUAACCAUGAACCAGCUGAAAGUUUUGAGGGACAUGAGUACCCGUCAAGGUUAACCCCAAUCCAGUAA
Molecule: messenger RNA, 420 nt
Organism: Rhododendron vialii
Lineage: Eukaryota; Viridiplantae; Streptophyta; Magnoliopsida; Ericales; Ericaceae
Exons: 2
Coding region: 1-420 (139 amino acids)
Source: RefSeq, a predicted model, not a curated record